Myxocyprinus asiaticus (Chinese sucker) is the source of this 1431-nucleotide messenger RNA. Its product is annotated as transmembrane emp24 domain-containing protein 3-like. The record is from RefSeq and is a predicted model, not a curated record. The coding region runs from base 129 to 752 and encodes 207 amino acids. The transcript has 3 exons. NCBI's taxonomy places the organism in Eukaryota, Metazoa, Chordata, Actinopteri, Cypriniformes, Catostomidae. Gene Ontology annotation, cellular component: endoplasmic reticulum; endoplasmic reticulum-Golgi intermediate compartment; COPI vesicle coat. Gene Ontology annotation, biological process: endoplasmic reticulum to Golgi vesicle-mediated transport; intracellular protein transport; Golgi organization.
UCCGCCUGUCACGUCAGCAGUGUUUUGCGUCAAGCUGUCAAGUUGCCGAGCAAACUCACUGUAACUCAAUGGAAGAGCAUUUGUGUGCAUUUUAAAGAAUAAUUGGAGUUUCAUUUCACUUAAACAACAUGAGGCACGCUUGUCUGCUAAUUUUGGCAGUGUAUGUAGCCUUUGUAGAUGCCACCGAAUUAACGUUUGAACUGCCCGAUAACGAGAAACAAUGUUUUUACGAGGACCUGGACCAGGGAGCCAAGUUUGAAAUGGACUUUCAGGUCAUUGCUGGGGGGAACUAUGAUGUUGACUGUUUUGUGACAGAUCCAAUGAAUAAUGUCCUGUAUCAGGAACGAAAGAAGCAAUAUGACAGCUUUUCCCAUACAACAACCACGAAGGGGGUGUACAAGGUUUGUUUCAGCAAUGAGUUCUCAACCUUCUCUCACAAAACGGUUUACCUGGACUUCAGAACUGGAGAGGAGAUCCCAUUACUGCCUGACAUGAACAGGGCAACAGCUCUCACACAGAUGGAGUCGGCCUGCAUGUCCAUCCACGAGAUCCUAAAAGUGGUUGCAGACUCUCAGACUCGCUAUCGUCUUCGGGAGGCUCAAGACCGAAUCAGGGCAGAAGACCUGAAUGAACGUAUUUCCUAUUGGUCCAUUGGAGAGGCCAUCAUCCUAUUUGUUGUCAGUAUUGGCCAGGUGCUUAUGCUUAAGAGUUUCUUCAAUGAGAAGAAAACCUAUGUUGCCACCAGCACAUAGACAUUGUUCUCUUGUCUGCUUAUUCUACUCAUUGAGGUAAUCUGCUGAUUUAUCAGUCUGAUCCCUUUAAAACAAGCAGUCUUGACUGAUGCCUGCAACAAACCAAAAAUUACCUCCAUUUCAAAGAAUGCCUUAACUUCAGAGUAAUGUACUAAAUGCUGUGCAAAGGUCAAGAUCUAGUGUAGCAAAUUCAAAUUGGUCUCUGUGUGAGCUGCUCUAAAUACUACUGCAGAAUCAGAAGGAACUGCUGGACUUUAUUCAGCCACAUCUUUUUUGUUGGUUUGUACUACUGAAUUAAUUAUUAUAAAGUGUUCAGUGUUGUUGUUGUUUUUGUGGGGGGAAAAAAUCUGCUUUGUUCCCUAUAAAUAUUUCCUCGUGUCAACUUUUUAAAUGCCUAUAUCUUAUAAAUACACCUGUAUAUAUAAAACGAAUAAUUUUAUUUUGGUAGUUAUAACAAUAUGACAGUGAAUAUAUUUCUGCAAAGCCCCUCUUUGAAUAUUCCUAACCACAUUCAAAAGGAAAAAUCCAUGGGAUUAUAUUUAACUAUGUGGCCAAAUAUAAAUUGCUUUCUGAAAUUCAUAACUAACUAACUUAGUUGCAAAUGUUUUUUUUUUUUAACUGUAAGUGCCAACUGGAUACACACCAUUACAGAUUUUUCCCAGCUUAAAGUUAUAAUGUA